AUGUUCCUAGAGCGUCUGCUCGCAGUUGUUCAAACGAUCCUGGCGUCUGGUUCUAAAGAUCUUACGGUCUCACAUCUGGCUGAGAUGGCGGAUCGAAUGAUAGAGGUGGAACGGUUCCAGUCAACUUCCAUUGCCCAGAUCUCCUCAUCGUCCGUGAAUGAUCAUUUAAUGAAGCAGGUGUCGGCCAUGGCGGAUGAGAUGACCUCCCUUAAACUACAGCUCGCCCACCUUACUUCCAGUCGCUCACGCAGCCGUCGUCGUUCUCUUGUUGGUAUCAUACUAAUUUCGGCGCAAAGGUCCGUCGCUGUUCCUCACCCUGCUCUUUUACGCGAAACAGGGAAACCAGUCAGCCGGAGAAUAGAUACUACCGUUUUCUCUGGCGCUUCCGGCUCUGGUCGCACCUUCUAUGUUUGCGACACUGCGACUCGCAGACAUUUCCUGGUGUACAAUGGAGCCCAAAUCAGCGUUGUUCCCCCAACUCCAGCUGAUCGUCGUUUCCCUAGCCCUGAUCUUAACCUCCAAGCUGCCAACUGUUCCCCUAUUCGUACUUUUGGCAGUCUGUCCCUCCCCCUGAGCAUUGGCCUUCGUCGGUCAUUCACAUGGCUCUUUGUGAUUGCUUAUGUCCCUCAUGCAAUCCUCGGCUCGGGCUUUCUUGCCGAGUUCGACCUCCUUGUUGACUGUCGACGUGCCCGUCUCCUCGACCGCACUACCGGUCUGUUUGUUCGUGGACUAAAUAUCUUUUCUGUCCCCAUCAACUUAUCUGUCUUGGGUACAGAUAUUUCUAGCCCCUUUCGACAACUGCUUAUUAGUCACCCCAAUAUAAUUAACCCCCAGUUUCGCAGUAGUGAGGUCCAACAUGAUGUUGUGCACCAUAUCCGCACCUCAGGUCCCCCUGUGUUUGUUUGGCCGAGACGACUAGCACCGGAGCGUUUUCAAGCCGCGAAGACAGAGUUUGAACACAUGCUGCAACUGGAAUAA
Messenger RNA from Spirometra erinaceieuropaei, 978 nucleotides. NCBI's taxonomy places the organism in Eukaryota, Metazoa, Platyhelminthes, Cestoda, Diphyllobothriidea, Diphyllobothriidae. The record is from the annotation of a GenBank genome assembly.